AUGAGUACUUUUGGCGCCCCCGGACAGCUGCCCUCGACGAAACCGAGGCCACCACAGCGUGGAAGUUUCCCACUCGAUCACGAGGGCGAAUGCAAGUCCGUCAUGUCAGAAUAUCUAGCAUGUAUGAAGAAGGCUCGAGGCGUCAAUGAGCACGAGUGUCGCAACCUGGCCAAGUCUUAUCUCUCCUGCAGAAUGGAUCGGAAUUUAAUGGCGAGAGACGAAUUCAAGAACUUGGGUUUCGCGGAUGCCAAGUCAGCGAAUGGCGGCGAAACCGAACAAGGCGUCAAGGUGAUUAUUACCCGACCUCGCUGCGGUUCGCGAUCAUCCCAGCCCAACUAUCUACAUCCGUUCAAAUCACUCCUACCCAUACGUUUCCCUUUUACCCGUCAGCUUAUACUCGUUACGUCUUUGUUUGGCCCAACCAGCUGCGAUGUGGACUUCUCGCGAGCCGCGGCCGCGCAAGUUGCCCCAAUUGUAGCCAACUACCUCGCCGACCUGCGUACUAAUCGAACGCCGCGACCUGGAGGUGCCCGUCCUCAACCUCAACCUUCGCAUCCCAUCGAACCCUCACGAUCGCUCGCCGGCCGAUUUAGCCUUGAUGCUUCGUCGUUGCAAUCCCAACCUGGCAAAACACCUGAUCAAAGCCGUGUACCGGAUCAAAAUCGCGUACCUUCCCACGCACCGAGCGUCGGCGCUUUCAGCAUGUCGUCACGCUAUUCCACCAUGAGCGCUCGGGGUCGGGACUAUUAUCCCGACAAGCCUACCGCCGCGGGUCCUCUCAAGCCGUCCGAAGUUGUUCCUACAGCCACCUACAUGGAGAGAGGCCAGCGAUGGAUGGAAAAGGAAGAAGCUUUUUCUCUGCGCGAUGCUAUGGAGCAAAUGAAUGUCCGAGACAGCACGGGACGUGAGACCCCAGACGACGAAAGCCGCAUAUAUCAGGCUGCCCUGGAUGAAGCAGCGGAGCUGGUUUGGCAGCAUCAAAACGGAGGCGGUGAAGCGCCCCGUCCCGAUGGCCCUUACCGCUACCGCCCACAUCUGAGAAAAGACAGCUACGCUCAUGCUCGCACCGCUAGCAUCGGUACAUACGGCAACGACAUUGCUGCUACGGGCAUGCGACGUGAUCCCGGAUACCGCUCUAUCAGCAACAGUUCAAACGAGAGCGAACUCAAUAGCUCCAGCCUCCGCCAGUCUUUAGAUCUGAGCCAGACAACUGUGGGCUCAGCCCAUCACAGCAGUCAGCGCCGCAAGACCUACGGUGGGAUUGGACUCGGCUCCGUUCCUGGCGGCAAACGCAAGAGCAGCAGGAACCGCAACAUCAGUGGAGAGGUCAAUAAUCCCUUCUCAGCGGACCAGAUCUGGGAAGAGCCUGGCACCACGACAAAACGGCCGAGCUCAGACAUGGCUUCUUUGCCGCGCCGGACUCUUGGCAGUGUGCCGCAAAGCCCAGCGGGCCAGCGUCUUCCCGCCGCUGUUACGGGGGAUACUGUGGCCAAGCUUCGAAACCGCAUCGAGAUCCAUCACAACCCUCCCAGCCAAUCUCACAAUGGCCUGUACACGACCAAUACACGGACUGUUCCGCGACAGGAUGAUCAGGUGGAACGCAAGAAUGGGGUUGAGGUUCGCGGCCAGGAUAUUCGCGAGGCAACGAGCAUGCGGUUAAAAGACCGAAGUCCCAGGCUCCCCGAGCCUACUGCCGUUAGCGACCGUCCGGGGCGACCCAUUGUAAGCUUUGAUACUAACUGGAAGCCUCCGGGCGACACCACUGAUGCCAAAUCAGACCGCCAAGCAACCCCGACGGCGACAUUCAACAGGAAGCAGCCACAGUCUCUCGCGGGUCGGAAGCUGGUUGAUGUACCUUCGAUCCUUGUUCCUGGCCAAGGCUCAGCGCCCGUCCAACCGCCCGUCCAACCGCAAGCACGCGCGGAGAUCCCUACAAUCAGCAUAAGUACUGAUCGUGGCUCUCCAAGCAGUAGGUCUAUCCCGACAGUCAAUAUCCCUACCAUUUCUGUUGAUGAGGCCACGCCUGGUGGUCGCAUUGUGCCUACCAUCAACAUUCCGACCAUUUCUGUGGGUGGUGACGAUGCUUCCACUACCACCAUCCCUGUGAUUGUCACACCCGACGACGAACCAGCCGCCAGCAAAGCAAGCGGCAGCAAAUCGGCCGCCAAUUCAAGGGCGCUUCCUUCCCCCGCGUCCCGCAAUCUCAAGCAACGUCUGAACCCGAAGCAGCGCAGUCACUGGUCUCCGGCCCCGGACGCCCGGUUCCGAGGCAAGACAUUGUGCCACGAGUGUUCGUUUCCGAUUGAGGGGAGAUUUGUCGCUCUCGCCGGCAUCUCCGAGCGCUUCCAUCCGCAGUGCUUCACCUGUUUUUCGUGUAACAUUACUUUAGAAGCCAUGGAGAUUAGCCCCGAGCCAGAAGUGGCGCGAAACGCACGUCUGGAGCGUAUUAAGCGCCGACAAGCGGGUGAGGACAUUGACGAGGUGCCCGGCGAGACCGAGGAAGAAGACGGCGACGAGCGCCUACGUUUCUACUGCCACCUCGACUGGCACGAGCAGUUUGCGCCGCGCUGCAAGCACUGCGAAACGCCAAUCAUCGGGGAGCACAUUGUCGCCCUCGGUGCGCACUGGCACUAUGGGCACUUUUUCUGCGCUGAAUGUGGUGAUCCCUUUGAGCACGGCAUGACGCACAUUGAAAAGGAUGGCUACGCGUGGUGCAUCAAGUGCCAGACGCAACGCACCGAGCGCCGCGCGCCCAAGUGCAAGCGCUGCAAAAAGGGUGUCGUGGGCCAGUACAUUCAGGCCCUGGGCGGCGAGUGGCACGACGAGUGCUUUCGCUGCGCCGAGUGCAAGGGAAGUUUUGACGACGGGCAAGUUUUUCCCCGCGAUGACGGCAGCAUCCUGUGUACGAGCUGUCGUAUGAUUGAGCUGAAACGAUGA
Molecule: messenger RNA, 2937 nt
Organism: Cordyceps militaris CM01
Lineage: Eukaryota; Fungi; Ascomycota; Sordariomycetes; Hypocreales; Cordycipitaceae
Product: LIM domain-containing protein
Exons: 6
Coding region: 1-2937 (978 amino acids)
Source: RefSeq, a predicted model, not a curated record